Molecule: messenger RNA, 2078 nt
Organism: Cyprinodon tularosa
Lineage: Eukaryota; Metazoa; Chordata; Actinopteri; Cyprinodontiformes; Cyprinodontidae
Gene: cacnb3b
Product: calcium channel, voltage-dependent, beta 3b
Exons: 14
Coding region: 217-1347 (376 amino acids)
Biological process (GO): regulation of voltage-gated calcium channel activity; chemical synaptic transmission; neuromuscular junction development
Cellular component (GO): voltage-gated calcium channel complex
Molecular function (GO): high voltage-gated calcium channel activity; protein binding
Source: RefSeq, a predicted model, not a curated record
UCCUCUUGGGGAAAGCCUGGGGUGUUCCAGGGUCAGCCAGGAAAUAUAGUCCCUCCAGUGUGUCCUGCACCAUCCCCUGGGACACAUCUCAUGGGAUGUGCCUGAAACACCUCCCGAGGAAUGCAUCCAGGAGGCAUCAGACACAAAUGUCAGAGCCACCACAGCUGAUUCCUCACCUGGCAAUGGAGAAGCAGCUCUACUCCAAGCUUCUCCCAGAUGAGUUCAGCCGAUUCCUACACUAGUCGACCCUCUGAUUCCGACCUGUCCCUGGAGGAAGACCAGGAGGCGUCUCGGCGUGAAGCCGAGCGCCAGGCUCAGCUGCAGCUGGAAAGAGCCAAGUCCAAGCCAGUAGCAUUUGCAGUGAAAACCAAUGUGAGUUACUGUGGGGCCCUUGAUGAAGAUUGUCCAGUCCAAGGUGCUGCUAUUAAUUUUGAAACCAAAGACUUUCUGCACAUAAAAGAGAAAUACAACAAUGACUGGUGGAUUGGUCGACUGGUGAAAGAAGGGGCUGACAUCACAUUCAUUCCAAGCCCGGUAAAACUGGAAGCCAUGCGGAUAAAACAAGAACAGAAAGCAGCUGCCAGGAAAGGAGGGAACGCAUCAUCAGGAGGCUGGAGGUCCACCCCUCCAUCUGCAGCCAAACAGAAGCAGAAACAGACUGAGCAUGUUCCUCCCUAUGAUGUGGUUCCUUCCAUGAGGCCAGUGGUGCUGGUGGGCCCUUCACUGAAAGGCUAUGAGGUGACCGACAUGAUGCAGAAAGCCUUGUUUGACUUCCUUAAACACCGAUUUGAUGGCAGGAUCACUAUUACACGGGUGACCGCUGAUCUGUCUCUGGCGAAGCGGUCGGUGUUGAACAAGAAGGCCAUAAUGGAGAGAUCCAACACCCGCUCCAGUCUCGCUGAAGUCCAGAGUGAGAUAGAGAGGAUUUUCGAGUUGGCAAAGUCUCUUCAGCUGGUUGUCCUGGAUGCAGAUACCAUCAAUCAUCCGGCCCAGCUCCUUAAAACUUCUCUGGCUCCAAUUAUUGUCUACGUUAAAGUCUCCUCACCCAAAGUUCUUCAGAGGCUGAUAAAGUCUCGAGGAAAGUCCCAAAGCAAGCACCUCAAUGUCCAGAUGAUGGCCGGAGACAAGCUGGCUCAGUGUCCUCCUGAGAUGUUUGAUGUGAUCCUGGAUGAGAAUCAGCUUGAGGAGGCAUGCGACCACCUUGCAGAGUACCUAGAAAUUUACUGGAGAGCUACACAUCUUCCAUGCUCUGCCCCAGUUAAUGCUUUACAAGACCAAAAUCUAGUCACCCCACCUUCAGCUAACUCCAGUCAGCAGUUUUCAGAGACUCAAGAGUUGAUAGAAUGAUCCCAGCCCCAGAUGUAGGAGCAGCCUGUGCGAUCAGCAGCAGUCAGAAUAGUCAAGACACAAACAGCAGGGACCACCAGGGGGCAGCAGCGGUCCUCCUCUUGUUAAAUCCAGUCACUACCUUCUGCACAUCUUCUAAAGAGAAAGGAGCAGGGUCAUUGUAAUGAUUAAAAGAGCAGAAGGCUGGUGAGCUGGGGGAGAAGAAGAAAUAAACACAGGGAGGAAGAUGAAGAUGCAACCAACCGCAGCCUCACUGCUGCCCCAGGGGUUAGAUAUCCCUGCUCCCACACCAUCAAGUGAUAACUCAGGGUUUCUGCAGUGUCAAAAGCACUGGUCAGGAGACUGGUGGAACAGCACAGUCACUGUUCACCUUCUAACCACCAAUCCUCCCAUGUCAGCCUUCCUCCUAUUAAGACACUAAAAAUUGAUCCGUAAUUCAUCUCUCACUGGAGAUGCAUCACACAAAUAAAGGGUUAAAACAUGUUAGUCCAUGGUAAAGCUGGUAAAGAAAAGCUGUUAGCACAACGUCCAUGUUUCCAGUGUAAGGCUCCUAGGGUUUAAUGUCUGAUACACCUUGCUUCCCUUUCUGGUGAGGAGGAGCAGAGAGUGACAGAAAAUCAAUUCUGUAUGUCUUCCAUGUCUGCAGCUUUAAGUGAGCUGUCAUUUCAAAUGUUAAACUCAAAUCCUUCCUUAAAAGAACGAUUGCUUCUGCCAGAGUCAUUGCAUGGACA